Cyprinus carpio (common carp) is the source of this 3022-nucleotide messenger RNA. RefSeq lists its product as uncharacterized. The coding region runs from base 318 to 794 and encodes 158 amino acids. The transcript has 6 exons. Lineage: Eukaryota; Metazoa; Chordata; Actinopteri; Cypriniformes; Cyprinidae. The record is from RefSeq and is a predicted model, not a curated record.
ACGAUUUGUUUAGUUAGAGGUCAGAAAAUGUCCUUGUUUGUCACUGAAACAUAUUUGCUUCUGCAGUGUGUUGCUAAUAUAAACAUUGAGCCUUUUUUUCACUGUAUCUCAGAAUAACAUUAACAUUUUGUAGUGAUUUUUCAGCAUGGUAAUUAUGUGAUUGUGCUAAGCCUGCUGAAGAGAGUAAGUCGUUUUGGGGGCAGGACUCAGAAGUUAAUGAUGAAGUGUCCAGCAGUGUCAGCGCCUCCUAACAGAGAAUACAUCCAGUGUGAUGGUGUUCAAGGUUACCAGAGAGAUCCCGGUGGAUAACAGGAAUAAUGUGCCAAUAUCUUGUCUGGUCUCUGGCCUUGAGAGGGAGUCUGGUGGUGGCUUUGGAGGAUUCCAGUCUUAUUCAAGUAAAUGUUGAAAUGCACAAACCAAACACAACAGUUCAGGGGAGAAGAAACAUCAUCUUGAGUCCUGUGCAGGUUUUCAAAUCUGAAGGACAUUUCUUACCUCUCAAACUGGUCAGUGGGCAUUACGCCUACAGCAUGGAGGCGACCUGUCCAAACGUGAACAAUUUGUCGUCUGAAGACAUGGUGCUGCAUGUCUAUAAACGGCGUAUGGGCUUGACCAGAAGAGGUGGAUAUCAAAAUGAGACCCUGUCAGUAAGCUCUGUGAUUGUGGAACAGACUGACACAUUCAACUGGUCAGAGACAACUGACUUUGUGCAUCUUAUCAUUCCCACAUUCAACAGAAAAAUGAGUGCAUUGAUCAGGCAGGUGAAAAACUUCAACAAAAUUUCUACAAGAUAGAUGCUAUUCUCACCUUUAAAGAGACAACUCAGACGAUGCACUGGACCAUGGAAAACACCUCACCUUGUUCAGAGAUGUUACAAUCACACCUCUAUUUAACGCAUGAUGACCCACAAGAAGCUAAUGUGGCAACACUUUCAUCCGAGGGGAUUACAGACAAGCCAGAAGUUCCUGGUGAUUCCAACAAAGAGUUUUCUCCUGUGCAACCAGAGAUGUCUACAGCAUCACAGACAGCAGAUGAAGAAACCAGUAUAACCUCAGUACAAAUCCAGCAACUCCAAACAUCUGAUGCUCUUAGUACAUCAUCAACGGAGAUAGUGACAAUAUAUUCAUCUGUGCAUUAUUGACUGUGAGGGGCUGCAAUGCAGAACGGUGCAGGUACCAACUGCACACGUGUCAGUGAUUUUCCAAACAACACUAUUACUAUUGGAAGUCCAUUAAUCACAACAGUUGUAAUCACAGUUUGAAAUACAGCUACACAUUUAAGCACCAUUUUCACUCAGACUGGGAUUUACAACACAACAGUCAAGUGGACCCAUGCAUCUUCUCUGCUGACAAGCAAAGUGGCGUUGGAAUCACAUGUGGGGAAUGAUUACAUCUAAGACUGCGUUGGUCGUGCCAUUUAAAUACAAGCUACUGUCUCAGAACUCCCUCAGCUGUGUCUGUCACGUCCCAGGAAUAAAUGUGGUGUCUAGAAUUAAAAAAAUUGGAGUUAAUUCAUCCCUGUCACUUCCCUGAAUGACAGAAAGGGCCUGGCAGUUUAGCAACUGGGGCAAAAUUCUUAGCUCUCUACUUUAUUUCCUUACGCAUAUUGUAAUAUUAUAGUGCCUUUUAGUACAAUUUCUUUAAUAAUUUGUAGUGUCUGAUUAUUUCGAUUUAUUCAGAGCGGUAAAGAUUGUUUAUUUACUACACAGCUCUCUCCUAACAGAGAUACUCUAUUCUAAUUGGUCAAUCACAACAUUCAUAUCACUGCAUAUCCGUUCGGUUGGUUAAUAAUAAUUCUAAAUACAAAAAAAAGUACAGUAUUGAUUACUGUAUGCUGCCGUACAUAAAACAAAUUGGACAUUUUGUAAUUUGCUUGAUAUACUUUUAAUAAAUAAUAAUAAUAAAAAAUAAAAGAUUGAACAUAAUUAAAUCAUUCUUUUAAUUAGUUAAAUAUUUAGACAUUUAACAAUUACAUACUGGCAUUUUUUCAUGUCUCUUGUAUCACACAGCGGACUCACUCACUUGUUUCUUACAAAUGCAACUGGCUCUAUCUUCUGUCUAAAUUAUUGAUACUAGUAAAAAUGACUGAUGAAUGACAGUAAUAUUUCUGUAAUAUUGUUGCAGUGUUCAGUUUGUAGAUAUAUAGGUAUUUUAAAUAGUGCAGGUUUCUUUGUGAGAAAAUAAAACAAAUGACAGAUAAUCUUAUGACUGAUAUGUGAUCUGGAUUAAUACACAAAGUGUUUAUUUACUAAAAACCCAUGCUGUGUUUGUGUUCUGGAUGGCCAUAAUGUGAACCAGAGAUGCUUUCUUGCUAAAUCCUUCCAUGUGGCAUCACUCUACAACACGAGGGAAUUUUUUUAAUUUAUUUAUUUUUUUUUAUUCAGGGAUGUGAACAGUAAUUGUAGCUGUAAUUAUUACGUGUACAUCUUGUUCCCUUUAGUUAUAGGUACAGUAGAUGCGGACUAGCUCUCAGUGGCAGUAUGAGGAAUAGCCAGAAGAGGUCAGUGUUGUUCAAUGUUUGGCUUUUGCAGAAGAUUCCAGGUCACUCCAAGGCAGUGAGAAACGUGUCUAAAACUUAGCAUUUUGAGGUCAGUAUCAUUUGUUCAAAACGCAUAUAUAUGUGUGUGUAUGUGUGUUUUAUGCAUAUGCAUGACUGACACUUUAUGUGCUUAAUUUUUUUUUUUUUUAUAUAUUGUUAAGACAUAAAUAACUCGACAUUGAUGUACAUUCUUAGAUUUAGUGGGAAAACAACCUCAGAUGUGAGGUUAGUUAAUUUGCCUUUACUAUGCAAUUUCCCAUGCUUGAAUGAAUUCAAUUAGACUUUUGAAAGGGCAGGUCAUUUUAAUGUAACAUAGUCAAGAUAUUCUUCUAAAUUCUAAACAUGUGGAAGAAAGACCACUGACACUCAUAAAAUUUAUUGUGAUUACAGCCUCGAUAUUUGAGCAAACUAAAGAACACCCUUUGUCAUCCUCAUCUUGUUAAUGUCUAACAGUAUGUGUUCUAUAUUAAAUGACAAAACAAGA